AUGGGGACAAACAACUUAGUUCCAGUUAGAGCACUUGUUGAAGUAGAUGACAUCUCUAAAAUCGAUUGGUGUGCAUAUUUAUUGUACUGUGUGAAAAAUUCAAAAGGGAGAUGGCAUCCAGACAACCCCAAGUGUUAUUAUAUAGGCCCGAUGUUGUUGCUAUUGCUAAUUUACUGUGAUGAAAUUGAAUGCAAGCUCCAAAAAAUAGAACGUAAAACACCAUUAGUUACGAUGUGGACAGCAGAUAAGUUGAAGGAAAGACAAUCUUUUGAGAUUGAAGCUGGUGGAUUUGGGGUUGGGAAUCUAAUUGAAGAAAGUUCAAAUUUAGAACUUGAGAAGAAUGAAAAUCAGGACAUGCGUAUUGAGGAGUAUGAAGAAAAGUAUGAAAAAAUUUUCAACAAUGUCUCAACUGAAAAGAAUGAUAUGGAAGAUAUUAUUUUUCAUUGUCUAUCGAAGUUCCCUGAAGACAAUAAAACGAAGGAGAUGAUAAGAAAGUUUAGAGACAUAUUUUCAACUACACUUUUUUCUAGUCGAGAGAAAUCAGAAACUAUUAAGGAGAGAACUGAAGUCAAAUCAGAUAGAGAUGAAGAGCUUAAUAAAACAAACAUUUCUGAUUCUGAUGAUGAUAAAGAUGAAGGAAUGAAUACAAAGUUGGUUGCAUUUUUAGCUGUUAAACCAUUACAACAGAAGUUUCCAGAGAAUGAAGAAACACAAGAAGAAGAUCAAGAUAUGAAUGUUGAUGACCGAACAAAUUUGGGUUUUGAGAAUAAUAUUGGCGAGGAAACGAUUAGACAUCCGCAUAAUCCAGAAAGACAAAUAGAAUUUGAAGGCAUAAAUGUUGAUGACAAAAUAAAUUUGGCUUCAAAGGUGAAUAAUAUAGACGAGACUAUUGAAAAAAAGAAUUUAGAAGACAAUGUUGAGAGCAAAAAUCUUGUUAAAGGUGGUGAAAUUAUUGGUGUGGAGAAUAUUAGGGAGGGGAAUAUUGUAGAGAAGGUGGUUGGAGACAACAUAGGUGAGAGCUCAAUUGUUACACCAAAACACAAUCCAAAAGAAACUGGUGAUAAUUCUGAGGGUAGUGAUGAAGAUGGAGAAUUAGAAGGGAAUGAAGAGCAUAUUUUAGAUGAGAAAGGGAAAAAGGGUCAGAAUGUGAAUGCAAGAGGGAAAAGGAAGGUGACUAAUCCAGAUAUUUUUAGAUCACCUUUUGUGAAUAGGGUAAUUGACUUAAGUGAAAAAGUCAGUACUGAGCAAGAGAUAAUGGCGCAAAUCAUGUUUAGAUGCGUUGCAGACAAAGAUCCAAUGGAAAUGCUGUUUGAAACUGAGUCUGGAGACAUAAUGGAUAGGGUGCAUUUUGAGGGUAUGCGUCCAAAUCAUAAGAUACAUCCUUUCGUUAUUGAUUGUUGGGCUGUUGUUCUUAAUUUUGAAGAAGAAAACCUGAGAAACAAAAAAUCACCACCACGUGUCUUCUUCAACACUCAAAUUAUGACAGAAAAAUUACUGGAUUCUUCAAUACCUUUUGUUGAAAGAUCCCGACUUUUUGAUGAGGCUGUAAACAAUUACUUAUAUGACAUCAAAAGAAAAGUGGAUUUCAAUUCUAUUAAUCUGGUGUUUUUUCCAAUACACAACCGUGGUCAUUUUUAUUGUAUUCUUUUCAACCUUACAAAUCCAGAACAUAUAAUCAUUGACAACAUAAGAUACACCAAAAAAGUAGAAGAUGUCUAUGGAGAGAUUCCUAAACUUGUGCAAAUGUACUUUUCAAAGUUUUUGGACAACAAUCGGCGGGAUAAGGUUUCUUUGUUUAAAUCUAUGAAGCCAAAGAAAAUGAAAAUGGCAUGGCAAACAAAAACUAAGACAAAUGAUGAUGGUAUAUUUUUGAUGAGGCAUAUGGAAAAAUACAUGGGUGAGAAAGAAGAAAAAUGGGAUGUGGAACUGGGAGAAGAAAGUGUUAGGACAUCUAAAAAAAUUGCAAAGUUGCGUACAUUUUAUGUUUCUAAGCUAGCAAACCAUCAAAUCAACAAGCAGAGAAAAUUGAAUGUUACAGAAGCAUUGGAAUUUUCAAAACUUGAUAAGAAAACUAGGUGUAUGUUGGUGAAAGAAGGCAGUGAAGCAAGAGACAAUUUGGAAAUGAAGAAAGUUUGA
Messenger RNA from Lactuca saligna, 2136 nucleotides. Lineage: Eukaryota; Viridiplantae; Streptophyta; Magnoliopsida; Asterales; Asteraceae. The record is from the annotation of a GenBank genome assembly.